Messenger RNA from Liolophura sinensis, 1011 nucleotides. Its product is annotated as stromal cell-derived factor 2-like. Bases 37 to 705 code for a protein of 222 amino acids. Lineage: Eukaryota; Metazoa; Mollusca; Polyplacophora; Chitonida; Chitonidae. The transcript is spliced from 6 exons. The record is from RefSeq and is a predicted model, not a curated record.
GUCAAGCGGAGAGCUACACACGCCUGAACAACAAGCAUGGCGUAUCCCAGGCAGAUCGCACUCGGCUUCUUAAGAGCCAUUCUCUCUUUUCUCGUCGUUUUAUCCUCUUCUGUUGCGUACGAUUUUGACUACGAAUUUGUAACUUGCAAUUCAGUGGUAAAACUACAGAACUCGCAACAUAAAAUCCGCCUGCACUCCCAUGAUGUCAAGUAUGGCACAGGAAGUGGCCAGCAGUCUGUAACGGGUGUGGAAGGAUCUGAUGAUCAUAACAGUUACUGGCAAGUGAAGGGUAAAACUGGAGCUACGUGUAAUAGAGGAGUGCCUAUAAAGUGUGGCCAGACAAUCCGCCUCAUGCACUUGUCCACCAAACGUAACUUACACAGCCAUCACUUCAACUCGCCACUCUCCCACAACCUGGAGGUCAGCGCCUUUGGGGAAGGGGGAGAAGGCGAUGAGGGUGAUAACUGGGUAGUGGUGUGCAGCGGGAAACUCUGGUCAAGGGAACAAAAAUUUAGACUGAAGAAUGUUGUCACUGAGCACUACCUGCACGUGAGCGGGGACUCGUACGGCCGCCCGAUCCAUGGUCAGUAUGAGAUUAGCGGCUAUCCCCAUCCCAGUGAUCUCAACUACUGGCAGACCGCAGAGGGCAUCUUUAUCAAACCUGCCGAUGACCCGUUACAAAACCUCAAACAUGACGAGCUUUAACUAGAAUAGGUACUUAACAGAAUUUGCUCAUUUUAUAUUUUCACUUGGACGUUUUCACUCGUUAUUUAAAUAUUAUGUGGAAAGAGUUAUGUUUAAAGUACUGGUAAAGUAAAAGAUCGUGUGUGCAUUAGUAUGGGAAGUACAUUGUUUGUGAGCACUUAGAUAUGAUACUUGUUUAUGUGGGUCCAUAUGUCAUUUGUUUUAUACAAGCGUUUUGACAAGGUUUGAUGCACUUAACUGAUGGGUAUAUUUCAUAUUUUCAUAUGACAGGUAAAUGAAUCAAUUUUGUCAGUAAAUCAAAACUAU